Messenger RNA from Cornus florida, 2071 nucleotides. RefSeq names its product cytochrome P450 CYP82D47-like. The record is from RefSeq and is a predicted model, not a curated record. Gene Ontology annotation, molecular function: heme binding; iron ion binding; monooxygenase activity. NCBI's taxonomy places the organism in Eukaryota, Viridiplantae, Streptophyta, Magnoliopsida, Cornales, Cornaceae. Bases 345 to 1928 code for a protein of 527 amino acids. The transcript has 2 exons. Gene Ontology annotation, biological process: defense response to other organism.
AAGUAUAGUAGAUGGGGGGCUUUGGUAGGCAUAGCCAAUAUUAUUAAUGUAUGCUGACUUGCAACAUGGCAAAGCCAUACUUUGGGGUCUGGAUCACUACACAUGAACGGUACCUUUGGGAAAUGGUUUAAAUAAAGCACAGUGAUAGUCCUACAACAUACUUUUAAAUUGUGAGCUAAAAGUCUUUGACUGUUUAAUUUUCUUUAAAUAAAGCGCAGUAACUCUAGCAACAGAUCUUAUCUUUCAAAGAAAAUGAAAGACUUGAGAACUAUAAUAAGGCUAGAUAUGUGGAAGUCAGCUUUAGACAAACUGAACCUCAUCUGCUACUGCCACUACCAACUCUGAUGGAUCCUCUUCUCCUAUACCUCAUAACUUUGGCCUCUGGCCUCCUUGCUCUGCUAGUUUUUGUGUACAGAAAGAAACAAUCUACUUGUACAAGGAAGAGCUGUGGUGUGCCUCAAGCUGGUGGAGCUUUGCCUAUUAUUGGUCACUUGCAUCUCCUGGUUGGUGGUCAACUGACACAUAAAUUGUUCGGAGCCCUGGCAGAUAAGUGCGGACCAGCCUUCACUCUAAGGCUUGGUUCACAUGAAAGUCUGGUUAUCAGCAGUUGGGAAAUGGCCAGAGAGUGUUUUACUGUCCAUGACAAGGUUUUCUCCACCCGGCCAAGCAUAUCUGCAUCGAAGCUAUUAGGUUAUGACUUUGCUAUGUUUGGCUUUGCUCCUUAUGGUCCUUACUGGCGCGAGAUGCGCAAGAUAGCCACGCUGGAGCUUCUAUCUAAUCGACGGAUUGAUAUGAUCAAACACACGAGAGCUUCAGAAGUUGAGACUUCAAUAAGAGAACUGUAUGAGUUGUGGGCUGAUAAGGGAGGUGCCAAAGGUGGAGUUUUGGUUGAUAUGAAGCAAUGGUUCGGCGACUUGUCAAACAACACAAUAGUGCAAAUGGUGGGAGGGAAGCGAUACUUUGGAAACAGUGAUGAGUGCGACAAAGGGGAGAGACGAAGGUACAAGAAGGUUAUGAGGAAUUUUGGUUAUCUGUUUGGGGUUUUUGUGUUAUCAGAUGAAAUUCCAUUUCUUGGGUGGUUGGAUUGGGGAGGAUACAAGAAAGCUAUGAAGAGUACUGCGAAAGAACUCGAGGCUCUGAUUGGGGGGUGGCUGGAGGAACACAAACAGAAGAGGCUGCUGGGAGAAAAGGGCAAAGGAGAGCAGGAUUUCAUGGAUGUGAUGCUGAACAUUCUUGAAGAUGCCAAAAUUUCUGGUUUUGAUACUGAUACCAUCAAUAAGGCUACAUGCCUGAAUUUAAUCUUAGCAGGAAGCGACACCACAAUGGUUACUCUCACUUGGGCUCUAGCUCUACUACUAAACAAUCGACACGUGUUGGAAAAGGCCCAAUAUGAGUUGGACACCCACGUAGGCAAGGACAGACACGUGGACGAAUCGGACAUCAAGGACCUUGUCUUCCUCCAAGCCAUUGUUAAGGAAACCCUGCGCCUGUACCCAACUGUCCCAAUCAUUGGUCUUCGUGCUGCAAUGGAAGCGUGCACCUUAUCAUCCGGCUACCAAGUCCCCGCCGGAACACGCCUAAUGGUGAAUGCAUGGAAGAUCCACCGGGAUGAGCGCGUGUGGUCUGAGCCACACGAGUUCAGGCCGGAGAGGUUCCUGACAAAGCACAAGGACGUGGACGUGAGGGGUCAGAACUUUGAGCUCAUUCCUUUUGGCUCGGGGAGGCGCUCGUGCCCGGGAAUAUCGCUUGCACUCCAGACAGUGCAUCUCACACUGGCUAGCUUGCUGCAUUGUCAUGAUAUAGCCAAGCCAUCCCACAAAGACGUGGAUAUGACUGAGAGCUUAGGCCUCACAAACCUUAAGGCAACCCCGCUUGAAGUUUUACUCACUCCACGUCUUCAUUCCAAGCUCUAUGGACAUUCAAGUUGAAUAAUUUACAUAGACAAAACCGCCAAUCUUGUAUUAAAAUAAUUAUAAAGGUCUUUUUAGAUUGACAUGUCCACUGGAUUUUUUGAUAUUUUCAGUUGGACGUGCAAGUAAAUGUGUCAAUUUUAUUCAGCAUGUUUUGUUUA